AUGUAUGCGCCUAAACUCGUAGCUGUCGUUGUAGUUUUUGCAAUUAUUAACUCGUUAGUUGACGGACGCCCUGCCGUUUCUUCUAAAAAAAAUUUGAUCAAUCCAACAUUGUCUGAACUAUCUGAACUGCCAACAUCCACAAAAAGACCUCACCGUCACCGCCGCCACCACCACCAUCACCAUCGUCAUCGCAAAAUUCGAAAUCGCCGUGCAUUUGAUAGGUUCGACAACGGCGGAAUAUUUGCAUUUGGUUUCGGACGAGACUAUAUCGAGCAUUGGAAGACCCGUCUGGGGCGACAAUGA
Messenger RNA from Caenorhabditis briggsae, 303 nucleotides. The transcript has 2 exons. The coding region runs from base 1 to 303 and encodes 100 amino acids. The record is from RefSeq and is a predicted model, not a curated record. NCBI's taxonomy places the organism in Eukaryota, Metazoa, Nematoda, Chromadorea, Rhabditida, Rhabditidae.